Molecule: messenger RNA, 453 nt
Organism: Galeopterus variegatus (Sunda flying lemur)
Lineage: Eukaryota; Metazoa; Chordata; Mammalia; Dermoptera; Cynocephalidae
Product: histone H2B, sperm-like
Exons: 3
Coding region: 1-453 (150 amino acids)
Biological process (GO): nucleosome assembly
Cellular component (GO): nucleosome
Molecular function (GO): protein heterodimerization activity; DNA binding; structural constituent of chromatin
Source: RefSeq, a predicted model, not a curated record
AUGGACGGAGGGCAGAGAAAAGGAGGUGCCCAGAAAUGUUCCGCUGGCAGCGUGGAAGGCCCUUACACUGACCUGAAAGAAGCUGGAACAACAAUUAGGAGCCCAGGGACUGGAGCGGACGGCUCAGGACCGCAGGCACAGAGGGCGGGCACCCGGCCUGGUGCCCACGUCUGCGCCGGCGGGUCACGUGAACGCCGCAGCACCGACUUCGGUCGCCCCCACGUCCCGCCUACUAGCCUGCGCUUGCCAGCCACCUACCACCUCUCCUUAAGCAGCGACCUCUUCGAGCGCCUCGCCGAGGAGGCCGGCUGCCUGGCCCGUUACAACCAGCGCUGCACCCUCACCUCACAGGACAUCCAGGCCGCCGUGCACCUGCUGCUGACCGGGGAGCUCCGCAAGCAAGCCGUGGCGGAGGGCACCAGGGCUGUGCUCAGGUUCACCAUGAGCACAUGA